UUCGUCCGUCCGUUCUCAGAGCAGAGCAGAGCAGAGGUGAGAGCCCAGACCUCGGCCGCCGCCCUCUUCCUCUUCUUCUCUGCAAACCACCCAUAAUCCUCCUCCUCCGGUAAGGAGGAUAUACUCUGGCGCCCGGGCCAGAUCUUUAAAUUUCCGCGGGAGGGCUGCUGUGCUGCACGUUCCUCCGUUUACCCCUAUCUGUCUAACGCGGAGGCGAAUUUGAAUUUCAGGACCAGUCCGCCUUGCUCUGGCUGACGCCAGACCUUCCUUCUUCUUCUUCUUCUUCUUCUCUUCUUCUCUUCAUGCGAGUAGUGCUGUUUAUAAUUUUAUUUAUACCACCGGAUCAAUAGCAGCAGCAGCACAAGUAGAGGAUCCAACCUCCCGAGUGCAAGCCGACUCGGUUUUGCUCCGGUGUACGGAUAACUUAUCUUCUUUUUCUUGUGGAACAAUAAUAAGUGUAUAAUAAUCCGAUUAGGACCCCUUUCCGACUGGGAGUGGGCUUUGCUGCUCCCGGUGCAGCGCUAAGUUAUUAUAAAUAGUGGCAGAGUAAGGACGAGGAUUGGCCUGUGAUAAUCGAGCCUCCACGCUCGCCUCAAAGAUUUCGUUCAAAGCAUCGUCGGCUUUCAGCUUCCUCACACUCCAUGGAGGCCAUAAAUAACGGUUUCAGCGACAAUUCCCGCAGCCAACAACUGGAUGACGAAGAUAUGCUCAGCACCCUCACUGAUGAUAUCUUACUGUCAAUCUUGGGGAGAGUCAGUUCAGUUGUGGCUACAAGGACAAGUGUGCUCUCUACACGGUGGAGGCAUCUGCCUUGGUUGCUGCCUGAACUCAGCAUCGAUGUCAAGGAUUUCCUAUCUGCUCCGUGUGCUGAACCUAUUGAGGCAAAUGAUAUGGAACAAACUAUGGCGUCUUUAACCAAAGCAACCAGGAGUUUGUUGGAUAAACAACAGAGAGAAUCCAGUAUCUCAAGUUUGCACCUUGACCUCUAUUUGAUCAGCAAUUUCCUUUGUGAAGUUGGCCAACUGAUAGGUGAUGCAAUCGACAAUGGUUUGUUGAAAGAUUUGGAUCUCACCGUUCUUGAUGAGAUGGAGCCUCUCGACUGUAGCGAGGAAGAGCUGCAACAGCGAGCACAAGACAUAGAUGCUUUUUUCACUGCCUACCCUAGUGUGCUCCUCUGCCUCACAAAGCUCUCUCUAAAAAAUGUAGGCUUUGACAAAUUGGACAUGCACCAUCUCCUGUUUGACUGCUGCAAGCAACUGACGCAUCUAACUCUUCAUCAUUGUGAUACCGGUUCCUUCUCUCUCUUUAAAAUCGAUGCACCGGGCUCAAGACUCCGUGUUCUAGAAAUCGAGAAGUGUCGCUUUCUGAAAAUCGACCUGGUGUGCCUCCCAAAAUUAGAGAAGUUCUUAUGGGAGACCUGGGUAUCUCAGGUUGCCCCAUUGACCUUUGGUUUUGUCCCAUCUCUUGGGGAAUUAGAACUCUCAAGUGCUUCGAAUUGUCAGCAACGCUUAUUUAGAUUAAGUGAGCUUCUACACGGAGUAAGAGGCAUACAUACUCUCACAUUGGAUUUCCAAGGAGAAACCCUUUGGUUGCAACCUGAAAUGGAGGAACUCUGCACCGCAUUCAGCAAGCUAAGGAAGCUGUUCAUACGUGGUAUAUUUGUUGAAUUUGACAUUUUAUGGACGACAGCUUUUCUUGUAGCAGCACCAUCUAUCGAAAUGUUGCAUAUUGAGAGGUAUGGGAACAUACAUGCGAUGUGGGCGAGGCCAGGCUUGCUACCUACCAUGAAAGAAGGAAUCCUCAAUGGGAAAUGCACUUGGACAGGAGCUCCGACAACAUGCUUCUGAAAGAGCUUGAAUUCGCUGGAUUUAAAUCACUUGAACAACAGUUUACAUUUAUUAGAUCCAUAUUGGAGCGAUCUCCCAACUUGCAGAAGAUAGUUCUGAGAGAUGAGGAGCAGUGCGAUGAUUGCGAUGCCCUUAAGGUACCUCGUCCUUCGAGAUUUCCUAUGAAGAAAGAUGAGCAAGAAAUGGUGGUUAAGCGGAUUAGAGAUGGCAUGUUCUCGCCAGAUAUGUUUUUUACAAAUAUGAUAAGUUGUAAGUUGUAAGAGAAAUAACAGUUUGUAUACUCCAUGUCCUGUUGCUUUAAUAUUCCUCGUUGCCUGACGGCUGAGCAUCUCAGAUUAGGUUUCGACUCUGCACAUCUUUUGAUGUUAUCAAAAGGUA
Messenger RNA from Triticum dicoccoides, 2225 nucleotides. RefSeq lists its product as uncharacterized. Bases 642 to 1847 code for a protein of 401 amino acids. NCBI's taxonomy places the organism in Eukaryota, Viridiplantae, Streptophyta, Magnoliopsida, Poales, Poaceae. The transcript has 5 exons. The record is from RefSeq and is a predicted model, not a curated record.